Messenger RNA from Epinephelus lanceolatus (giant grouper), 2431 nucleotides. RefSeq names its product claudin 10d (gene cldn10d). Gene Ontology annotation, cellular component: membrane; bicellular tight junction. The record is from RefSeq and is a predicted model, not a curated record. Gene Ontology annotation, molecular function: structural molecule activity. NCBI's taxonomy places the organism in Eukaryota, Metazoa, Chordata, Actinopteri, Perciformes, Serranidae.
GUCAUCCUCCACCAUUUCUGCCUGAGCGCUGGGAACAUGAAGGAUGCUUACGAGGCAAAAUCAUCAAAAAGAUAAGAUGACAACACAACACUGCUGGUGAGACACCUGCGCAUCAGCAGUGACAUAGAGGGAGCGCUCACAGUUUCCCACACUGAGUAGCUCAAACUUGGACCCAAUAUUCAACACAUCGUGGUAGUUUUUGAUCUCUACUGGUUUCUGCUCGAGGACCAACACUCACCAUGAAGUACAGGACGGUGGUGAUGUACAUGGAGAUCGGCUGCUUUGUGUCCUGUCUGUGUGGCUGGAUCCUGGUGUGUUCCACUCUCCCCACAGAGUACUGGACUUUCUCCGAGGUGGGCAGCAUCGUGCUGACCACCUCCAACUACUACUCCAACCUGUGGAAGGACUGCAUCUCAGAUACCACAGGGGUGUCUGACUGCAAGGAUUACCCCUCGAUGCUGGCUCUGCCUGCGUUCCUACACGCCUGCAGAGCACUCGCUGUCUGUGCCGUCAUCACUGGUUUCUUCGGAGGUGUCCUCACACUCGUCGGGAUGAAAUGCACUAAAAUAGGUGGAUCAGACAUCGCCAACGCCAGGGUGACCUUCGCUGGGGGUAUAACCUAUCUGGUUUCAGGAUUCUGUGGUAUGAUCACCUACUCGUGGUGGGCCAACAAAGUCAUAACAGAGUUCUUGGAUCCACAUUUCAGAGAACAGAAAUUUGAACUUGGAGCUGCAAUUUUCAUUGGCUGGGGAGGCUCCUUGCUUCUUCUCUCUGGGGGGACGGUGAUGACUUACUUCUCUGGAAAAGAAGGUCUCCCAUCAAGCUCUUCAGGAAGGCCACGGAGACCAGCCACUUACGCCACUGCCCGGACCAGACGGACCUACAUGCUGCCAGCCUCGUCGUCCAGAGUGACUCUUGUGCCACCGCUGUUUUAUGAAGGCAGGAAGAGCCGGGCAACCAGAGCUACAACGAGGACCAGCAGGACCUUUAACAGGGACAGCUUCGUCUGAGUGAGAGGGGAGCUGAGACAGUGACUUAUGAGACUUCAAAGGAAGUUUGGGGAGAUGUGCUUUCAUGCUGAGAAUGAGGUGAGAGGAUCAAUACCACUCAUGUCUGUAUGUUCGAUAUGAAGCCAGAGCCAGCACAUGGUUAGCUUAGCUUAGCAUUAAGACUGGAUACAGGGGGACACAGCUAGCUUGGGUAACAAAAUCGGACUACUUCCAUCUCUACAGCUCAUUAGUUAACACAUUAUAUCUCUGUUUUAAUUUCAGACAGAGCCGACUAACUGUUCAGCCCUGUGUCCUGUCUUUAUGCUAAGCAAAGCUAACCAGAUGCUGGCUCCAGCUUUAUAUUUGGCACACAGACAUGAGUGGUAUCAGUCCUCUCAUCUAACUGUCAGCCAGAAAGCACAUAAGCAUAUUCCCCAAAAUGCCACACUACUCCUUUAAUGAGGUGCUCAUGGCUGGAAAUAUGAAUUCUGUUGCUAAAGCAAAGCUUGGUUAUCCAGAUCCAGGUGUUGUUUUUUUUUUAACAUUUUGUAUUUAUAGCUAUUUCAUCAGGGAGCACCCACUGUCUGCUGAGCCUUUGAUUCUUUCCUGUCUGUCUGUCUGCUUUGUUCUUUUGAAACAGGCCAAAAGCUCCAGUUUAAAAGAGAAAUCAUGCACUCUCUUACAGCUAGAUGGCAUCAGAGCACAUGAUACGACUUAGUAUCUGUUUACAAAUCUGUUGAAAUUGAAGAGUCCUGCAUGAUUCAUUUACCUGACCUCACCUUUCUGGCUGUCUUGCCUUCAUCAGGGUGUGUCUUAGGUUGUAACCAGUUUCCUUUUAUACAUUAUUGAUCAGUCUUGUGACAUACAGAUAACCAGAGAUACUUUGUAUAUAAAACAGCAUUACAAUCACCUUUUUAAAAAAAUGUAUUUUUGUUCAAGGGAUCAUAUGUAUCUUUACCACAUUAAAAUGUCUUAAAAUGAAUACACCAGUGUUGUAUGUUUCCAACAAUGUUAAAACAUAGAGAAAUAUGGCAUUUUAAUCAAGGACAUGCUCCGUGUCAUUUCGUUGCUGUCACCCAUCUGUAGCAUCACAUCCCCUUUGCCUCUGCUGAGCCGAACAGCAUCGGACAAACACUGAUUUUUUCUUUUUUUUUUUUUUUACAUGAAACUGCUUUAUUCAGCAUUUAUACUGGUUUAAAUUACUGGGUCUGUUUGUUUUGGACAGAAAGAUACCUUAGCAGAUAAUUCACCUCCUGGUAAAAACCUCCUGAAUGUCUGUAUCUGAAGUUAUCAGAGAGAAACGCGAGCAUACAUUAGUGGGAGCUGGGCUAGCAGCCUCUCAGCGACAAGCCAAACAGCAUCGAAGAAACGGAUUUUUCAAUGAAAACUGUUUUUUUUCCUAUGUUUUUACUGGUUUAAAUCAUGGCGUCCCUUAGUUUAGA